AUGGAUAAUAAUAUGGCACUAGGUUUUCGUUUCUACCCAACAGAGGAAGAGCUGAUUUCCUUCUAUCUACGUAACAAGCUAGAAGGAAUGAGACCAGACCUGGACCGAGUUAUACCUGUUCUUGACAUUUACGAGAUGGAUCCAUGGCACCUCCCACAAUUUUCUGGAGAGAUGUGUCGUGGAGACCCAGAGCAAUGGUUCUUCUUCGUGCCAAGACAAGCAAGGGAAGCCCGUGGAGGAAGAACGAGUCGAAUCACCAGUUCAGGAUACUGGAAAGGUACAGGCUCUCCUGGCUACGCCUACUCUUCAGAGAAUCGGAUCAUCGGAAUAAAGAAAACCAUGGUCUUCUACAAAGGGAAAGCUCCUAAUGGUAGGAAAACUAAGUGGAAGAUGAACGAGUAUCGAGCUAUCUUAAGAGAAGCCUCUUAUUCAACUAGUAGUACAACUCCAAAUCCAAUUUUGCGCCAUGAAUAUAGUUUGUGUCGUGUGUACAUGGGUACGGGAUGGUCGCGAGCAUUCGAUCGACGGCCGUCAGGAGCCAUAACAAGAGAGAUGGCAAUGGAGGUACACCAAGGUGAUUCUGGAGCUGGGGUGAUCGGUAGGAGUGGAGACAUGGCCACCACAUCUCUGGCAAUGGAGGUACACGAAGUUGUUUCUGCAGCUGGGAUGACCAGUGGAAGUGGGGACAUGGCCACCACAUCUCAUCAUCAGACGAACCCUUCAAAAAUGGAGAAAAACUGCUCACAGGACAGUUCAUCCUCAGGCAAAGACGAUGGUCAUCCUCCUCAAACUUGUGAAAGUACCUUUUGGGAGAUUUCUGAUGAUGAUCUUCAGUCCCUGUUAGAAUGGAAAAACUUAAAUUGGGAUUAGGUUUAUAGCUU
Molecule: messenger RNA, 881 nt
Organism: Macadamia integrifolia
Lineage: Eukaryota; Viridiplantae; Streptophyta; Magnoliopsida; Proteales; Proteaceae
Product: NAC domain-containing protein 90-like
Exons: 3
Coding region: 1-870 (289 amino acids)
Biological process (GO): regulation of DNA-templated transcription
Molecular function (GO): DNA binding
Source: RefSeq, a predicted model, not a curated record